AUGAUCCAAUCUAAGAAAAUAAUUUAGUUGAUUUUUUUAGAAUUAUGGAUAAAAGACUUAGCAUUAGUUGAAACAGAUGAGACAGGAUUAUAUCAAUUUUAAACAAUAAGAUUAUUAGAUUAAUAAGUAUAAAAGGAUAUUAUGAGUAUAAUUAUGUCUAAACUAAAACUUAAGAUAUAAGAAUGGAAUCUAAAUUCAACAAUUACUUUACAUAAAUGGCUAUGGAUUAAUCCUAAAUUGAAUAAUAAGGAUUUACUUGAAGAAGUUGAGAAAAAGUUGAAAUAAUUAAAAUUUAAUGAUAGAGAUGACUUUGGUUUUAGUGUAAUAUAAUCUUGAGCAUAAUACUUGGGAGAAAAUUGGAAAAAUAUUUUAUAUAUUUCAGUUUUACCUAAGAGGUUAUUCUGUAUUCAGAAUUUAGAAAUAAAUCCAUAAAAUUAAAAUUUUUAACCUAUAGGAGAAAUAUUCAAAUGGAUAGAUGAAAUAGAACCACAUAUACAAAUGAUUUUUCAACCUUUAAUUAAUAAAUUAAAUAUCACUUUAGAAAAUUGGAUAAAUGUUUAAGUUUUAAACACAAUUCAAUUCAAUGAAACAGAAAGUUAUUUGAUAAUAUUUAAUUUUUAUGUUACUAGUACAAUAUAUUAUCUAUGUUAUGUUCCUCUCUCUCAUUCAACUUUAUUGAUUGACAUAUUAAAUUAAUGA
This is a messenger RNA of Paramecium sonneborni, 699 nucleotides long. NCBI's taxonomy places the organism in Eukaryota, Ciliophora, Oligohymenophorea, Peniculida, Parameciidae. The record is from the annotation of a GenBank genome assembly.